Gossypium arboreum is the source of this 1365-nucleotide messenger RNA. Its product is annotated as probable U3 small nucleolar RNA-associated protein 11. Gene Ontology annotation, cellular component: nucleolus; small-subunit processome. Lineage: Eukaryota; Viridiplantae; Streptophyta; Magnoliopsida; Malvales; Malvaceae. The transcript has 9 exons. Gene Ontology annotation, biological process: rRNA processing. The coding region runs from base 491 to 1180 and encodes 229 amino acids. The record is from RefSeq and is a predicted model, not a curated record.
CGGCCCGAAUUAUAUAAUAAAUAUUUUAAUUUAUUUUAAAUUUUUAACUUUACUUUCACUUUCACAUUCGUGCCUUACUGCCCUUAUUCCUAAUUCCAAAAUCAAAAUCCCUAACUCACCACCACCUCCAUCGGCAGUACCACUCACCAGUCACCUGUCAAAAUUAAUAUGGGGUUGGGCUCGGGUUUAACAAUUUUUAUUAUACUUAUUCUCUCUAUUUUUAUUCUACUAUAAUUUGUUUUUACUUUGUUAGCCCAUUAUAAAUUUAUAAUUAUAUAAUAUAUUAACUAUUUUUUUCUUUCUUUCUUACUUAAACACUAUAUCCCCUUUAUUUUCUUCCCCCUUUUUCCUCUCAUUUACCAUCCUUACCUUUGCCUCUGUAUUUCAAUCUCUGCAAAAAAAACCCCAGCCCAGCAUCAUCAUCUUCAUAAAAGCAAAUCAGGUUUUAACCGUGAAGUUCUGGUGAUUAUUUGCUUUUCCUUACCUGAAAAUGUCAUCAUUAAGGAAUGCUAUCAACAGACGUGCUCACAAGGAACGAGCUCAACCGUCAUCGAGGAAAAAAUUUGGGCUUCUUGAGAAACACAAGGAUUAUGUCGUCCGUGCGAAAGCAUUCCACAAGAAGGAAGAAACGUUACGGAAACUCAAGGAGAAAGCUGCAUUCAGAAACCCAGAUGAAUUUUACUUUCAGAUGAUAAAAACGAGAACUGUGGAUGGAGUUCAUAAACUUGAGAGUCUGGCUAACAAAUACACUCAAGAAGAACUCAUGCUAAUGAAAACUCAAGACAUAGGAUAUAUACUACAGAAAUUGCAAAGUGAAAGGAAGAAAAUUGAGAAGCUAACUGCAGUGUUGCAUUCUGUUGAUAAUCAUCCAUCUAACAGACACAUUUACUAUGCCGAGGAUAGGGAAGAAGCUAGAGAAUUACAGUCACAAGCUUCAGAAAGCAGAGUUACUCCCCCUUCUGGUGAUUUCCCUGAUCUUAUUAAAAGGAAGACAGCUGCUUCUUACAGGGAAUUAGAAGCCAGGAAGAGUAGAGUGAAUCAGCUGGAGAAGCUAUAUAUGGAAAUGUCACUGAAGAAGGAAUUACAGAAAAAGGGUCGGAAGCGGAAACUCCGUGAAGACGAGUUAGUAUGUCCAACCUCCAAGCUAGUGUAUAAAUGGAGAUCAGAAAGAAAGAGGUGACAAAGAUGGUUGUGUUGGUGAAGGAGGCAAUUUGGCUUUAGCAGCUUUCCCCAUGUUUUGAGAGAGAUCUAAGCCAUAAAUAUUGAAAGUUUUGCAUUGUUAUGAUUUUCAGGGGCAUGGGACCAAUUAUAUAUGAUGUGAGAAUUAUUAUUACUUAAAUGAGUUAUUUAUUUAUUAUGUCUGAA